Messenger RNA from Porites evermanni, 1570 nucleotides. The record is from the annotation of a GenBank genome assembly. NCBI's taxonomy places the organism in Eukaryota, Metazoa, Cnidaria, Anthozoa, Scleractinia, Poritidae.
GGACUGACCUUGACCGAGAUCAUCAUUGUUUCAGCCACUGGAUCAGUUCUUCUGUUCGUGGCAGUGGUUUUGGGGGUCAUGCUGUUUAGGAGACACAGUGAGUGGCUAAGCAGUACAUAAUAAAAGUGUUAAUUGAGUUAAAAUAUUAAAAGCCCUGCUGCACACUUCUCUUGUCACACUGUUAAGUGCUUCAACACUUCCUGAGCAGACUGGCCCUUUCACAACUUCUCGUAGCCGCCGUUGUCCAAUGGUACAUCCAAUCACAGACACCCGACUUGCUGCAACACAUAAAAAAAUUCCACAUCCACUGGGAAGCAGCAUAUAUUUUUUGCAACUAGAGGAGAAUCAUGUACAAGGUAGAGAAAAGAAAGAAUCAACCUGUUUAACAGCCGAAAGUUAUGGCUUAGAAAUCUUUCAAAUAGAUGGAUAUUCCAAGUGAUGCUUCUUUAAUCAGCCCAUUUGUGUUAAGGAAAGCUCUUCAGCAAGACCAUCUGAAACUCGGAGUCCUUGGACGUGGUUGCUAGUCGCCAGGAGAGCCUACCCGCCAACCAAAGAGUGCGAGGACACUGCUUCCGGGGACGAGGCAUUACUGAAAUGUAAUGGUUCCCAGAAAUGAGAAUAGACAGUUUAUAAGCCCUCUGCACCAUGAUAGUCCAAGAAAACGCAGUGUUUAGAUAUGCUACCACAAACCUAAUAGACUGCCGACAAGGUACAUAGCUAAUUAUUAUUUUGUCUUCUUUUGCCUUCAGGGGGUCGCAAAUUAAAAGAUCCAGACGAACAUGACAUAACUCCUUAUGCAACAAUUCACAUCAGCGGAAUCAGGGUUGGACAAAAUAUAGAGAAAAACUGUUAUGGACAAGCAGGAAUGUAUGAAAACCCACUCAUAACAUUGCCUUUCUACGCGAGAAUUCCCCCAAGAGACAGUCCAUCGCGACUGCUACGAAAAUUUCGCAACUCACCGUAUGAAAAUAUUAACCAACUUGGAAGACCGUUCGCAAAUCCCCUCGAAUAUUUGUUUUUCCAACCUCGAUAUGAAAAUGAGGCUGACGAUGGACCAUGCGAUGUUCUAAUUCUUAAGCCUGGGUACGACAAGCUGAGGCCUGGUAUAAGACGAAAAACGCUGGAAAAUCCGGUGCCAUUUAAGCGCUCGAUAAGUGGCGGAGUCAAUAAAAGUGGGAUGCCUGUGUACGAUUCUAUCAUACAGGAUGCCUGUGGGAUACCUGUCCACGAUUCUGUCAUACGGGAGUUCGAACUUUCGUGUCGAAAAAUUGAUUCAACUGAGAGCAAUCUGGACGAGAUUGGCACAAUUCUUGAAAUCGAUUCAUGCGAUGAGUGUAGUCAGGCAGAUACACAAGACAGCGGAGCUGAACACAGCGACGAUGCGGUCUCGACACAAGACGUUGAUUUAAGAUGCUUGGGUACCGACUGUGAUGCGCAACUACAUCCACUUGGGUCGAGUUGUGCAAAAGAAGCGGGAACUUCGUGUUCUCAAGCUGCACUACACAUGCAAGAUCAAACGGGUUUAUUUGGGUUUUACAACAGUAACCUUACACAGGACCACGAUGCUUAA